Paecilomyces variotii is the source of this 990-nucleotide messenger RNA. RefSeq names its product Intradiol ring-cleavage dioxygenase. Gene Ontology annotation, molecular function: catechol 1,2-dioxygenase activity; ferric iron binding. Gene Ontology annotation, biological process: catechol-containing compound metabolic process. The transcript is spliced from 2 exons. The record is from RefSeq and is a predicted model, not a curated record. NCBI's taxonomy places the organism in Eukaryota, Fungi, Ascomycota, Eurotiomycetes, Eurotiales, Thermoascaceae. Bases 1 to 990 code for a protein of 329 amino acids.
AUGGACCCCUCUCAAGUCAGCAUCCCUCCUCUCAAGGACCUCACCAUCGACAACAUCACCGAGAAUGUCAUCCUCAUCAACUCCCAAUGCGAGGAUGCCCGCAUGAAAUACAUCCUCGAGAGACUAGUCACUCACCUGCACGACUUUGCGCGCGAAACCCGCCUCAGCACCAAAGAAUGGAUGGCCGGUCUGCUCUUCCUGACGGAAGUCGGCCAGAUCUGCAGCGACGUGCGACAGGAGUUCAUCCUCCUAUCCGACGUGCUCGGUCUCUCGCUGCUGGUCGACUCGAUCGAUCACCCCAAGCCCGCGGGUUCCACCGACGGCACCGUCCUGGGACCCUUCCACACCCACGAGGCCGAGGAGAUGGUCGCUGGUUCGGCCCUGUCGCAGGAUCCCAAGGGAGAGCCACUCCUGGUCCUCUGCACGCUGAAGGAUACGCAAGGCCGACCGAUCCCCGAUUGUAAGAUCGAUAUCUGGGAGACUGACUCGACGGGCCACUACGACGUGCAGUAUGCGGAGCGGAACGGUCCUGAUGGUCGUUGUAUCAUGCGCAGUGAUAAGGAUGGUAUUUUCUGGUUCAAGGCUAUUAAGCCCGUGCCGUAUCCGAUUCCGCAUGAUGGACCUGUGGGUAGACUGUUGAAGAAACUCCAUCGUCAUCCGUACAGACCUUCGCAUAUGCAUUUUAUGUUUGAGAAGCCGGGUUACGAUCACUUGAUUACAGCCCUCUACCUCCGCAACGACCCCUACGAAACAUCCGACGCCGUCUUCGGCGUCAAGGACACUCUCGUCGUCGACCUAGGCAAAGUCGACGCCACCCUCGCGAAGAAGUACGACAUGCCCGAAGGCAGUCAUCUGAUGACGUACGAUUUUGUUCUCGUCACUGAGGAGGAGUCCAGUAAUUUGAGAGACCAGCGAUCCAGAGAGGCAUUGGAUAAGUUGGGGAGAAAAGUCAAGAUCGUGAAUGGAUUGCCUAUUCCGGAUUUGGAUUGA